AUGGCUCCCUCUACCGGCAAUCCGCCCCCGCCGCCGGCGCUGCUGCUGCUCCCGCCCCCGCCGACACCGAGCACCCGCCUCGCCCUGACGUCCACCUACCGCGCGCCGCUGACCGCCGUCCUUUCCGCCCUCGCCGUCGAAUCCCGACAAUCUCGCCGCCCCGUCUUACUCCUCGUCGCCGUCGCCGCCCCCAUCCUCACACCCAGCGGUGGCGCGCUGCGGUGGCGCGCUGCGCAAACGCUCCUCGCGGGCAUCUACUCCAUCAUCGCGGCCGUGUGCGCCGAGCAGGGCGUGCAGACGGACCUGGGAGCCGCGGCGACCGCAACCACCGCCAGCGUGGACGCCCGCGUCGUGCUGGUUGACCACGCGCGUGGUCGGACCUACAGCAAGGCGGCGGACGGCUCGUUCUCGAGAAAAGGGACCACCAGCGCGGCGGUGCUGGACCUCGCGGGCUUCGCGACGCGCGUGACGGGCCCGUGGACGCGCAUAUACCACCCGAGCAGCGAGGCCGGCUACGAGCUGCUGCGCGCCUACCUGGAACUCGCGGAGGGCCGGCAGGUGGUGCGGCAGAAUCAGAUCGUGCCGGUGCCCGGCGGUAUCAGCAUCUCCACAGCAGCAGCGGCGACCGCAAAGGAGGAUGCGCCGGGGGAGGCGGAGGACAAGAGCUACGACACGGUUAUACUCGGGGGGACGUUUGACCACCUCCACCCGGGCCACAAGCUGCUCCUCCACGGCACCGCGCUGCUCAUGCGCCUACCCGAGUCGCGCGACCCCGCCGCCGCCACCUCGCCGCCCCCGAGCACGCUCAUCGUCGGCAUCUCCGGCGCCCCCAUGCUACGCACCAAGAAAUACGCCGACGAGCUCGAGUCGUGGGAGACGCGCUGCCGGGGCGUCCUCUCCUUCCUCGCCACCAUCUUCAACGUGGCCCCGCCCUCCUCCGCCAGUGCCGGCGCUGCGCAGCCGGAGGUGGGCUACCGCGUCGAGCACGUCCCGGAAGGGCCCUCGGCCGGACCCGAGCUGCACGGCACCUACGCGGACGGCGCGGUGCGCGUGCGUUGCACGGUGCUCAACGACCCGUUCGGGCCGACGGUUGACGAGCGCGCCAUCGGCGCCAUCUGCGUGUCCGGUGAGACGCGCGGCGGCGGGCGCGCGGUCAACGACAAGCGCGCGGCCAAGGGCUGGCAUCCGCUCGACGCGUACGAAGUAGACGUGCUGGACACGCGCGGCAUCGUCGAGGCCGAUGCUAGUGUUGGGGGGGAGGGAAAGGGCGAGGAGGACUUUGCGGCCAAGAUAAGUAGCACGGCGAUUCGGCAACAGAGAGCCGAGGCGAGGGCCAAGGCCAAGGCGCAGAUUUGA
Molecule: messenger RNA, 1356 nt
Organism: Cordyceps fumosorosea ARSEF 2679
Lineage: Eukaryota; Fungi; Ascomycota; Sordariomycetes; Hypocreales; Cordycipitaceae
Product: Rossmann-like alpha/beta/alpha sandwich fold protein
Exons: 1
Coding region: 1-1356 (451 amino acids)
Biological process (GO): coenzyme A biosynthetic process
Molecular function (GO): dephospho-CoA kinase activity
Source: RefSeq, a predicted model, not a curated record